Plasmopara halstedii is the source of this 1809-nucleotide messenger RNA. RefSeq lists its product as uncharacterized. Bases 1 to 1809 code for a protein of 602 amino acids. Lineage: Eukaryota; Oomycota; Peronosporomycetes; Peronosporales; Peronosporaceae. The transcript has 8 exons. The record is from RefSeq and is a predicted model, not a curated record.
AUGUGGAGUAUCCGUAUUCGCGGGCCAGGUGGGAAGCAGGUCGUGCUUAAGGUCGAACCUGAGACCACUUUAAAGUAUUUAUCAGAACUGGCAUCAAAAGAGCUGGGCCUGAAGACCAAAGACCUCCUUACAUUUUGCACAGGGUUUCCACCUAAACCUGUGAAAGCGGACAGCUUGACACUGGUGAAUUCUGUCUUUGAGCCUAAUGACACGGUAGUUGUUGGCAAAACUUUGAAUACGGUGGAUGAUAUGCUUCCUGCGAACAAGUCUGCUUCUAGUGCUGCAAAGAUUACAAAAAGAUUCGUGAGACCAACUCCAAAAAAUUCCGAUGCUUUAGCAUCGAAAAGUGGAGUGCACACGUUGAAUCCGUCGACUAGCGCCAAGAAAAAAACUAUACCGAAGCGAAAAAUACCAGGUACUGGUCACCAGCUCGGAAGCUCAUUAGGAAAUAGCGAGUUUGAAGCUGCUGAGCUGGCUGGUGAAAAUGAAAGCGAACCGCAGCGUAAAUUUCGCCGUAGUAAAACUAUCAAUCUUACUUCCAAGGAGGAUGUCGAAGUUAAUUUGGUGAACGCUGUUAGUGGUCAAUCUCGCGAUCGUGCCGUAAAAUUUUUUCGAGCUGUGACAAGGAAUGCAGUGGAGCAUCAGUAUGAACUUACAUUGGCAACCGCGAGGUUAAAUGCAGCAUUGGCACAUAAUUUUGAGACUGAAGAACUUUUGACAAUUCGACGCGGUGAUGGAAGCGCGGCAAAGUUGCGUGUACGAUUUAAGGAGACACCGCGCAAAUGGAAGGAAGAAACAGUGGAUUUUUUGAAGAAAUACGAGCUGCAGGCCAUUUUAAAGUAUGUAUUGCUGUCAGGUGGUGAGACUGGUCGCGAAAUGCUGAAGCCAUUUAACAUGGCACAAGUGUCGACGAGAGUAUUCUGGAGCAUCGCGCACAUGUACGACGGGAAUGUAGCUGAAGGACUAGCAGACCUUGUCCCCGAUGAAGAUUGGUCGUUUAUUGACAUUCGUACCCGGGUUCUGUCCGAGAAGGCCACGGAGGCAAAGGCAAAUGAAGAACAGUAUAAGCUUUGGAAGCAAGGCAAGCAAAAGAAAAAGUGCGCAUCAUCUCCGAGUCCCAAAAUGAAAGGAGCUAUAGCAACAGAACGUCAAAAAAAUCUUUCUGUGAAAUCAUGUGAGGACGAGAAUGCCAGCCAUGAGCCCGUUGUAUCAAAAUGGACCUCAUCAGCUCAAACCCUUGCUCUGACUGCGAACGUAGCAACUUCAAGUAGUCCACGCACUGCAUCAGCUCGCGCUGCGUUGACUCGGUUUGACCGAAAUGCCCAGGCAAACGAUGUUGUAUCCGUUUUUAUUAAAAAAGAUACGACAAUCACUGAUAAAGAAAUUGGAGUCGAAGAAAAAGUAUCAGAAUACGACGUAGAAGUCGAGGAAGCAACAACCGUCUACUGCGAUAUCUGUGACAAAGCGCGCAUUCUAUCUAUCGCGGAAGCAGCAAAUGCUGAGCUGGAUAAAGAUCCAUGGACGUGUCUCAGCUUGGUAAAAGUUGGACGCACUGCUUCUAUCGUUACUAGAAGAGAACUGGCGGACGCUUCCGUAAAUGCAAUAGUGCAAUUUCUCGUAGAUCCGCUAGAUCCAUCAGCCCAGAUGGUGCAGGAGAAGCUGGAAAAGUUUAUUGAUGAGGCUCGUCUCGAUGAGAUUAAUGAAUGGAUGGCGGAACUAGUUGGCGAGUUUGAUUUAGUGCAACGCAGUUGGCAAUUCAACCAGUGUGUCUCUCGACGAAGUCAAUUCCUGGCAAACUCGGGCCAAUAG